Messenger RNA from Peromyscus leucopus (white-footed mouse), 10438 nucleotides. It is a transcript of the gene Astn2, whose product is annotated as astrotactin 2. The coding region runs from base 6379 to 9789 and encodes 1136 amino acids. The record is from RefSeq and is a predicted model, not a curated record. Lineage: Eukaryota; Metazoa; Chordata; Mammalia; Rodentia; Cricetidae. Gene Ontology annotation, molecular function: protein binding. The transcript is spliced from 22 exons. Gene Ontology annotation, biological process: neuron migration; neuron cell-cell adhesion.
CAUAUACACACACAGAGAGACACAUAGGCUUGUUGCCUUCUCUACCAGGUCUCCAAGGCUGCCUAUGUAUAAGGUACUGGGCAGAGUACCACAAAACAUUUAUUUCUCAGAGUGUGAGAUAAUAACAUUACUUAGGCUUUUCACUUAUAAAAGAGACAAUGCAACUUUCCUCAUACCUCCAGCAGGUAUAUCCUUGUUCCAUUCCCAUAUUAGUCUAAGUUUUUCAGCAUCCUCCCAACUUUGCUCCAUUAAGUAUAUCAAGUGCUAAAGACUUGGAGCUCAUUCAGUGCAUGCAGAAAGUCAAUUAUAUCCACCAGUAGAGUGUAAAAGGCAUGGAAGCUUGAGAUGUAUUUAUAGGUUACAGCCUUUAGGUGGAAGCUUGCCAAUUUUCAGUCCAGCAAUCUAUAGGAAUGCUUAACAGGAUGUCGGCUAAGUCCAGGGGAGCCAUUCCAAAUGGGAAGCACGCUUUAAGUGGAUUUAUAGUGAUGUGAAUGUCAAAGUUAGCUCCAAGUUAAAUGAAACUAAUUGGACCCUGUAGAACAGAGGUUGUAAACUGGGAUCUCAGGACCAUAUCUAGGCCACAGAUGGGUCUCAUUUUGUCCAUAAUUGGGCCACCCAGUUCUAAAGAAGAAUUAAUAGCUCAAAACUUGAAAACUUGAAAGUCAAUUUUAUAUGAACAUGUAAGACUCUCUCUCUCUCUCUCUCUCCCCUCUGUCUCUCUGUCUCUCUGUCUUUGUCUCUAUCUCUCUCGCUUUCUCUCAAUAUGUGGACAUGUAUGAAAUUUGCAUGCUCUAUCUAUGUCAAUCCAUAAUAGUCAGGACUACUUGUGGUGACAGUUGUCUAAGUUUCAGAUAGUCCUUUAGGAAGGUCAUAUGUUCUAUGGUUUAUCACCAUCCACACCAAUCCUUAUUAUAUAUUCUUUAUUAUAACUUGAUCAUGUCCCCAUUUAAUGUUCUGUGUAUUUGUACUUCAUUCUCCCACUUCAUAGAAUUCUCAUUGCUUGUAGUAAUACAUGUGUCAAAAUAACCUCCUGCUUGAAUGAAAUCAGAUAGAUCCUUUAGAAGGUACUCCUGGAUCCUAGGAGUGUAGUUGCCAAUGUUUCUUCCCACUGGAAAACGUACUCAGGCAAUAGAAGAAGCUGAUGAAUGCUGCAGACUGAGGAGCUACUGUGUCAGCUCUGAAAAGCAUCAAAAGGACAUGUUCACCUCUGGAGUUUUGUUUAUCUAUCUCAGUACUUGUCAGAGCAGGUGGUCCCACUAGCUUUGAAUGGCCUUAGGCUUAGAAAGAGCAGAUGGCAUGGACAGAAUUGACCUUUUAUCCCUCUCAUCUUGAGUGGCUUUUUCAGAGUAGACAAAAAGGAUUCCCAGAAAGACUCAGGUAGAAAGAAUUGUAGCCAGAACUCAGUAAGUCAGUGAGAGAGUGGGAGCCUUACACUAAAGCCUCAUGACCUGCAGAAAAUGUCUGAGAAGCAAAGAAAGGGAGUGCUUAAAAGCAUGUCAUAUCCAGGGAAGCAAAAGCUAUAUCAGGUCCUAGUUCCAGUCCAAAGUCCAACACGAGUUCUGAUAUAUUCCUUUUCAAUUGGGUAGCAGACCCUCAUUUGAAAAUGUAGAUUAGGUUAAUGAAGUGCUCAGCCAUAAAUGGGACAUUUACAUAAUUCCCAUCCUAUUUCAUUCACCCUAAAGGCUUAGGGACCACAGAAGAAGAGGGGAUAGAAAGAUUAUGAGAGGUAGAGGAUGGGUAGGACUGAACUGAAACAAUGUUUUCUGUAGAUCACAGGGCUGCUUUACUCAUUUGCUCAAAGCAGGUGUGGUUGUCUGCAUAAGACCUACACAAGAUCAAUCUCAUUCAACAUCCUAGCAUGGAGGAAUGCGAUGCUCAUGAGUUCUUACCUCUAACUGAAGAGCUAUGAAUAUCUGAUAUCUUCUAGGGGUGGACAGUCAGUUUGCUUUAGAAGUGUGGUCCCUGAUAUGUCCACCACAGUCUGGGACAUGGCCCUAUACUCAACAGUAUGGCAGCACAAAUUGGACUGGGUAGGCUGUUAAAUAAAAAAAAAAAUAAGGCUGGAAAGAUGGCCCAGUGCUUAAGAACACUUGUUGCUCUUUGAGAGGACCUAAGUUCAGUUCCCAGCACCCGAAGAACAGGUCACAACCAUAAAAACUCCAGGUCUUGAGGAUACAAUGCCCACUUCUGUCCUUCAUGAGGAUGAAGCAUGCAUAAUAGUGUAAGUACAUACAUUCAGGCAAAACACACAUGCACUUAAAUAAGCAAAAACUUAAAUAUAAAAAAGAAGAUAUGAAUUUGGGAGGAAUUGGGACACAGAAGGAAGGAUCUGGGAGAAAUUAGGGGGAGAAAUGGGGGCCAAAUUACAAUCACAAUGUACUGUAUGAACAAAUUACAAAAGAAUUAAGAAGUGUAUUUAAAGAAGAAAGUAGAGACUAGACCUUGAUAAUCUUUUGAAACUCUCUGGCAGAUCCUCAUCAAAGUAGAGGAUAGCUGAAGACAGUUAUUUCCUCAAGGGCAGGUCCCAAAGGUGUGCUUAAGGGUAUCCACAGUGUCUGUCUUGGAUCUAUAAACAAUUGCACUUAAUUCUUCUACAGUCUGGCCUUUGCAAUGGCUGUAAUAUGUUCUGAUCUACUUACUCUUUCCUCCUUGUCUCACUUAGUUCCAGCUCUGUUCUGGGAAUUUGCCAAGCAAAUUUCACUGAGGACAUUGCUUCACCCUGUAAUGACCUUUUCUUUAUUCUGGAAGGAUCCUAUCCAAGGCUCUGUCUGAGGCUGCCCCAGUUCCUUUAUAUCAUCACAGUCCCCUGCACAUGGUCAUUCCCAAAGUUGCCUGAUUUAGUGGUUGACGUCCUGGCUCUGUCAUGUACUGAGAGUCACACAGUGUUCAAGGAGGAAGAUAGUACAAGAGUCCUGUUGUUUUCGGUUCUUCCCAAGUCAGUAAACCACCUACAUCAAGAAAAUUUUAUCUUAUUCCCAGGUGUGAGCAUUGCAGAGCACUUAACUUCUGAGUCCAUAUAAAGAAGAUGAAAAUAAUGCUUAUCUCAGAAUGUUACAAACUAUGUUAAUCAUAUCACCAGUGUACUGUGAUUCUAGGCCCAGAACCUGAUAUGCAUACAAUAAGCCCCAAUCUGAAAAAGGGGCUGCAUUCAUUUUUAUACUAGAAGUUGAUGUUUAAGCCUUGCACAUGCAAGGAGAAUCAGUCCAGGAGUCAUGUGUUUUUAUGCCUGGCCUUUGGCAUCCUAUGAGUGCCAUGUUUUAAAAAAGGAACUGUCACUUCUGUGAGAAAUGAAAAUGGUGCUACUUGGCUUUCAGAGAGCAUAUGUCUGUGUUGCUUUGGCUAAUAAAUGAGGGUGGGAUAGAAUGGAGAUGUUUCUGGAAACAUCAGAAAGCACUAUGCAAAUGUUAGCUCUUCAUUAUUCUUCCUAACACCAACAGCUUCUUUUCUCCAGUGGCAGCCCAGAGCCACUUGCUGCCCUGAUAACAGUGGCCCAGAUGUUGUCAACAUCUGUCUGUUUCUCUGGGCCUUUUACAGAGAGCUAGUGAACAAAGGAGGGAGGAAAUAUCUUAUUACAGAAUCAUUGGAACAUGUUUUACCACCUCCUUUUCCUGCCCAUCCCCAACAGACACCCCCUUCAACUCCCAGAGGAGGAAUAAUUCUCAUUCAUCUUUAUGCUUAGGGUGUUGUGUUCAACGCCUGGAUUUUGAAGAUGCUUAGGAAACACUGGAUGUAUUAGGUUCAAAGGAUCGUGAAUUUUUGUUCAGGGAGCAGAACUGUCAGCCAAGUAGGGCAGAUUCUAAUUACACAGGUGGAUAUAAGAGUAGUUUGGGAUUUUGGAAUCUGAGUCUAUGAUUCUUUUGCUGAUAGAUCCUGAUCAAUACAAAUUAACCCUCUGUGCCGGUUUUCAUUUCAACAAAGUGAUGCAUCUAACUUUUAUGAAGAAUUCUUUGCUUGAUUCAUCUUUAUGUAUUAUCAAGUAUCUUACAGCUGGGAAGGACUGAAGAAAGUUUAAAAUUUGCAUAUAAAUUAGGCAUCAUUUAUUUCCUGUUUGUGCAUUUCUACUUGAGAGGUUGUAGCAUGGAGAAUAAUUGCUAGUAUCUUUGAAUUUCUAUUUUGUACCAGGAAUUCUACGCAUCCAUUGGUAAUCCCAUCUGAACAUUCUAACAGUUCUUACAUGUGGGCAACAAUAUUCCUCUUCCUCUGUUAGAUAAGAAUCAAAGUAAGGCCACUUUCUCAAGUUCUAAGUAUUGUCUUAAAUAUUGUAUACAGCAUUUUUCUGUUUCUUUGUUUGUUUUAUAAAGGCAUUGUUUCUUGGAGAUUAAUUUUCCUAGUGUUGUUAGGGGAAAGUCUAGUCAAUAAACUCAACAGUCCUGAAAGUGGUGUUCUGCCCUGUUAUGUUCAGUGUCCUACCCUAAAAAUGAUUCUUUUCUAAGUGAAAAAUCAGUGGAAGAGGAACCCACAGCUCUUCUUGAGUUUUUCUACCCCAAGGAGCCAAUGAGGUUCUCAUGUAUCUCUGAACAUUCUCAGUUAAAGUCAUCAGGGCCAAGUGAGACAUGUAUGGCACCUGUAAUAGUGACUUGGAAUUUAUCAGCUCAUAAUACUUUUAUAAGCUGUUCAGCACUAGGAUGACCCUUGGAGAUCUUCCAUUCUAACUGCAUUCUUUAUGGAUGGGAAAACUUAGGCUUUGAGACAAAAAAUAAGGACUUGAUUACUGCAAUUUAUCAGCACUAGCAUCAGACUCACUUGGAGUUGAAUUCUGUGUCUUAUAUCUCUGGUAUUGCACUGUCCUUCUCUGUGACUGCUUUCAGAGGGAAUGCAACCUUUCAUGCUUAUUCUCUUAUUUCAGCCAUGCAAGUCUCAGAUACUGAGGGGACAGCUGGGGGUCUGGAAAAUCACUGGUCUGAGCCUAGGGGAGGCUGAGUCUCCAUGCAUGUACUUCUUUCUUUCUUCGACUGAACGAGGAAAAGGGUAUUAUUAUCCUAACACUCUCUUCUCUCUAUCCUGGAGUUCUAAGAGAUGGUGGAAACUUUGCCAUGUGGUGACAGUUAUACCAUGAUUUCACAGCAUCACAGGCCCUGAUCCAGGAUUUUUGGGAAACAAAAUUGUGAGUCUUCUGGGAGAUGGGCUAGCCUAAGAUGAAUAGUCACUCUAGGGGCUGUGGACAGGAGAUUCCUGAACAGCAAAUGUUUGGUGACUUCUUCUUUCCAGAUGAUGUAAUAACUCACAUAAAGUGAUGUUGAUGUAGGACACAGCAUAGCAUAACGCAACACAAUACAGCACAUCACAGCACAGCAUAAUACAGGGAUGGAGGUGAGUGUUUACAGCUGCUUGGAGCUAGGCUUUUCCCUCAUGCCCUGUUUUUCCCUUGAGAAAAUCAGUCUCUCCGAGACCCAAUGUCUUUACAUGUAAAACUAAUCAUAAAUGAAUAUAGAUACUAGAACCUAACUUAUGAAAUGUUUUAAAUAAUUAAUUAAUACAUGGAAAGGCAUGGUGGUUCAUGCCUGUAGUCCCAUUACGCUGGAGGCCAUCAUUUGAAUUUCCAAUUCAGAGGUUGCCUGGAUUCUAAAUAUUGAGACAUUGUCUCAAAAGAAACUAAACAAAAAAAAAAAAGAAUCAAUGAAAACAAUACAUGCAAGUUGUUUAAACAUGGUCUUCCAUAGUUCCGAUAUAAUUCUAUGUUUUGUCAUCCAAAUCCAAAAAUUUGAUAUCAACUGUCAGACCCAUAAUACCUAUUUUGUUUGCAUUUCUAGAAAAACUUUAUUGCUGCUUUAAUAACACCUUACAUUUAUGCAGCACUUACUAGAUGUCAGACACUCUAACCAAACAACAUAUAUUAACUUAUCAUACCCACAUAACAUUACUAUGAGGUAUAUGCUGUUAUUGUAUUCAUUUCAGAAGUGAGGCAACAAAGGAAAGAGAGAGUCCUUUAUAUAGUAUCAGGAAUAGAACUGGGAGUCUGAUUUAAGAACUGGGUCUUGCCAUGCCCUGUUGAAUCUUGAAGUCCAUCUUUCUAUGAAAGAGGUGCCGGAGAUAAGACAUAGUGACCAGAGUAGAUAUGGCCUCUAUCCUCAAGCAGAGUAGAAUACAGUGAAGAAUGAGAGUCACUGUGAGGGCCAUCCUCCAGGAUAAUAAAAGCUACCCUCAAUCGCUCUCUUUUUUAUGACAGGUUUUGGACAUGUUUCUAACAAACAGUGUGGUUUUCCACCAACUGCCAGCUUCUCUACAUUUCUUUCUCAGGUCUGAAACUUUGUGCUCAGCAGUAGUAACCACAAAGCCCAGUUCAUACUGCUUCAAGAAGGUAGUUCCAUGGCUUUCUGUGUAUUAUUUAAGAAGAGAAUACACCUUGAUUUUGGAGAAUGAUAGAAGGCAGUGUGGAAAAUGGGUCCCCUGUGCACCGAGGGAGGACUCAUUGCACUGCUGCUCCUGUUGCUGGUGUUCACAGUGGCACUGUAUGCCCAGCGGCGCUGGCAGAAGCGCCGGCGCAUCCCCCAGAAGAGCGCAAGCACUGAAGCCACUCACGAGAUUCACUACAUCCCAUCAGUGCUGCUGGGCCCUCAGGCCAGGGAGAGCUUCCGCUCCUCCAGGCUUCAGGCACACAACUCAGUCAUUGGUGUACCCAUCCGGGAGACACCCAUCCUGGAUGACUAUGACUAUGAAGAGGAGGAGGACCCACCCAGGCGGACCAACCAUGUCUCCCGUGAGGAUGAGUUUGGUAGCCAGAUGACCCAUGCCCUGGACAGCUUGGGACGGCCAGGAGAAGAGAAAGUGGACUUUGAGAAGAAAGCAGCAGCUGAGGCGACACAGGAGACAGUGGAGUCCCUGAUGCAGAAGUUCAAGGAGAGUUUCCGCGCUAACACGCCAGUGGAGAUCGGUCAGCUGCAGCCAGCCUUGCGCAGUGCCUCUGCAGGGAGGAGGAAGCGGAGGAGCAAGUCUCGAGGGGGAAUCAGCUUUGGGAGAACCAAGGGGACAUCAGGCUCAGAAGCAGAUGACGAAACACAGCUGACAUUCUACACAGAGCAGUACCGCAGUCGUCGCCGCAGCAAAGGUUUAUUGAAAAGCCCAGUGAACAAGACAGCCUUGACAUUGAUUGCUGUGAGUUCUUGCAUCUUGGCCAUGGUGUGUGGCAACCAGAUGUCCUGUCCACUUACUGUGAAGGUGACUUUGCAUGUGCCAGAGCACUUCAUUGCAGAUGGGAGCAGCUUCGUCGUGAGUGAAGGAAGCUACUUGGAUAUCUCUGACUGGCUAAACCCUGCCAAGUUGUCCCUAUACUACCAGAUCAAUGCCACCUCUCCAUGGGUGAGAGAUCUCUGUGGACAGAGGACGACAGAUGCCUGUGAACAGCUCUGUGACCCAGAAACUGGGGAGUGCAGUUGUCAUGAAGGCUACGCCCCUGACCCAGUUCACAGACAUCUGUGUGUUCGCAGUGACUGGGGGCAAAGCGAAGGACCUUGGCCUUACACAACACUGGAGAGGGGCUAUGAUCUGGUGACAGGAGAGCAGGCCCCUGAAAAGAUUCUCAGGUCUACUUUCAGCUUGGGCCAAGGCCUCUGGCUUCCGGUCAGCAAAAGCUUUGUGGUUCCACCGGUGGAGCUGUCCAUCAACCCCCUGGCCUCCUGCAAGACGGAUGUGCUCGUCACAGAAGACCCUGCAGAUGUCAGGGAAGAAGCAAUGCUGUCCACCUACUUUGAAACCAUCAAUGACCUGCUGUCCUCCUUUGGUCCAGUCCGUGACUGCUCAAGGAACAAUGGGGGCUGCACCCGAAACUUCAAGUGUGUAUCUGACCGCCAGGUGGACUCCUCAGGAUGUGUGUGUCCUGAGGAACUGAAGCCCAUGAAGGAUGGCUCAGGCUGCUAUGAUCACUCCAAGGGCAUCGACUGCUCUGAUGGCUUUAAUGGAGGGUGUGAGCAGCUUUGCCUGCAACAGACACUGCCUCUGCCCUAUGAUGCCACCUCCAGCACCAUCUUCAUGUUCUGCGGUUGUGUGGAAGAGUACAAGCUGGCUCCUGAUGGGAAAUCCUGUCUAAUGCUCUCAGAUGUCUGCGAGGGACCCAAGUGCCACAAACCUGACUCCAAAUUCAAUGACACCCUCUUUGGAGAGAUGCUACAUGGUUACAACAACAGGACCCAACAUGUAAACCAAGGCCAAGUCUUCCAAAUGACCUUCAGGGAGAACAAUUUCAUCAAGGACUUCCCCCAGCUGGCAGACGGGCUGUUGGUGAUCCCGCUGCCUGUGGAAGAGCAAUGCCGGGGGGUCCUCUCCGAGCCCCUUCCCGACCUUCAGCUGCUCACUGGAGACAUCAGGUAUGACGAGGCCAUGGGUUACCCCAUGGUGCAGCAGUGGCGUGUCCGGAGCAACCUCUACCGUGUGAAGCUGAGCACCAUCACUCUCUCAGCAGGUUUCACCAAUGUCCUAAAGAUCCUGACCAAAGAGAGCAGUCGGGAUGAGCUGCUGUCCUUCAUCCAGCACUAUGGCUCCCACUACAUCGCAGAGGCCCUGUACGGUUCCGAGCUCACCUGCAUCAUCCACUUCCCCAGUAAGAAGGUCCAGCAGCAGCUAUGGCUCCAGUAUCAGAAAGAGACCACGGAGCUGGGCAGCAAAAAGGAACUGAAGUCCAUGCCCUUCAUCACCUACCUCUCCGGUCUACUGACAGCCCAGAUGCUUUCAGAUGACCAGCUCAUCUCAGGUGUGGAGAUUCGAUGUGAGGAGAAGGGCCGCUGUCCAUCUACCUGUCACCUUUGCCGCCGGCCAGGCAAAGAACAGCUGAGCCCCACCCCAGUGCUUCUGGAGAUCAACCGUGUGGUACCACUUUACACCCUCAUCCAAGACAAUGGCACGAAGGAGGCCUUCAAGAGUGCACUGAUGAGUUCCUACUGGUGUUCUGGGAAAGGAGACGUGAUUGAUGACUGGUGCAGGUGUGACCUCAGUGCCUUUGAUGCCAGUGGGCUUCCCAAUUGUAGCCCACUUCCACAGCCGGUGUUACGGCUUUCUCCAACAGUGGAGCCUUCCAGCACUGUAGUUUCCCUAGAAUGGGUAGAUGUUCAGCCAGCCAUUGGGACCAAAGUCUCUGACUAUAUACUGCAGCACAAGAAAGUGGAUGAAUACACAGACACUGACCUGUACACGGGAGAAUUCCUGAGUUUUGCUGAUGACUUACUCUCUGGCCUGGGCACAUCUUGUGUAGCAGCUGGUCGAAGCCAUGGAGAGGUCCCUGAAGUCAGUAUCUACUCAGUGAUCUUCAAGUGCUUGGAACCGGAUGGUCUUUACAAGUUUACUCUGUAUGCUGUGGACACUCGAGGGAGGCACUCAGAGCUCAGCACAGUGACUCUGAGGACAGCUUGUCCACUGGUGGAUGACAAUAAAGCAGAAGAGAUAGCAGACAAGAUCUACAAUCUCUACAAUGGUUACACCAGCGGCAAGGAACAGCAAACUGCUUACAACACACUGAUGGAGGUCUCUGCCUCCAUGCUCUUCCGAGUCCAGCACCACUACAACUCCCACUACGAAAAGUUUGGUGACUUUGUCUGGAGGAGUGAGGAUGAGCUAGGACCCAGGAAGGCACACCUGAUCCUGCGGCGGUUGGAGAGGGUCAGCAGCCAUUGUUCUAGUCUCUUGCGAAGCGCCUACAUUCAGAGCCGUGUGGAUACCAUACCCUAUCUCUUCUGCCGCAGUGAGGAGGUCCGGCCCGCAGGAAUGGUGUGGUACAGCAUCCUCAAGGACACCAAAAUCACAUGCGAGGAGAAGAUGGUGUCCAUGGCCCGAAACACGUAUGGGGAGACCAAAGGCCGGUGAGGGAGGGUACAACCCUCCUAGAGCACAGAGACGCUCUUAGGGGGAGCACUGCUUUCAUGGAUCCUGGGGCCUGGGUGGGCUGGGGGACAGUUGAAGGGCCUGGCACAAGACACUUGCCAGCAAGGCCAAAGCAAACUGUUUCUCCGUGGACAGACAGCAGAGAACUUUGUAACCAAUGGAAUUAUUCAUUUUUUUCUCUUUUAUUUUUUCUAAGAUAUUAUUUGACUCUAUCAAAUGUCUCUCCUUUUUAAAUCUUUUCUUAUGGAUGGAAGUCAUUGUGGAAGCAACAGCUUUCAGGCGGAGACCAAGUAGCCUUUCCUCUUCUUCCUCCCUUUUGCCAUGGACCCCUGGAAGGAGGCCUGUGGAGAGACAAUUUGACUACUUCAACAUUAGCAAGGAUGCCCUAGAACCGUUGCAGCAAGGAAGCUUGGGUCUUUAGGCCUUCUCCCUCCCUCCUUUUCCUCCUCACCUUUCUUCCUCCUCUUCUCCCUCUCCUUUCUCCUCUCUCUCUCUCUCUCUCUCUCUCUCUCUCUCUCUCUCUCUCUCUCUCUCUUCCUGGACACUAUUGAGUUUGCUGGCCCACUGCUUCUUUCUGCUCCCUGUGGGUCUCUACAGGACUUUCUGUGCAUUAAAAUUCCUAUUGUCUCUC